AUGACGCGUGAUGCGACUGACGAUGGUGCUAGGAUAAACCACACGCAGGCGCUAAGCUGGCCAUUAGUUAACUGCAGAACGCUAGCGGCCGCGGCUCCGGUGGUGGGGUGGCCUCCGGUGCGCUCGUUCCGGCGGAACGAGGCCUCCUCCUCGGCAUCCAAGCGGCCGCCCGCCGACCCACGCAACGGCGCCGACGACAAGGCCGGCUACAAGGGCCUGUUCGUGAAGGUGAACAUAGACGGCGUCCCCAUCGGCCGCAAGGUGGACCUGAAGGCACAGGGCGACUACGGCAACCUCUCCGUCGCCGUCGACCGCCUCUUCCGGUACCUCCUCGCCGCUCAACGGGAUCAGAGGUCCUGCGCGGAGGGGAACCAGCCGUCGAUCACCGGACUGCUGGACGGCAGCGGUGAGUACACACUGGUGUACGAGGACGACGAGGGCGACCAGAUGCUGGUCGGCGAUGUCCCAUGGGACAUGUUCAUCGCCACGGCGAAGAGGCUGCGCGUGCUGCGGAGCUCGGAUCUGAACGCUCCCUCGCUACGAGCGGCGCUGAGCCGGAAGAGGGGAGCAGCUGAUCAGUGCUGAGCUAUCUAUCUAUCUCCGUUUUAUUUUUGUACUCUUGGCUAAGCUCUGCUAGUAUCGAUCUGUAUAAAAUUUGCCAAUCACCUUGGGCUGUCAUCAUGUCACGUUGCUAUCAUCAAGUAGUAGACCAGACUUGUACUGUUAAGAUCAUGUAUCUAGCUGCAGUGCUGUAACUCGUAAGGUGUUGAUUUUUGGAACGGCAGGAAUGCCAAGUUUGGCUUUAUCGA
Molecule: messenger RNA, 809 nt
Organism: Lolium rigidum
Lineage: Eukaryota; Viridiplantae; Streptophyta; Magnoliopsida; Poales; Poaceae
Product: auxin-responsive protein IAA16-like
Exons: 5
Coding region: 1-585 (194 amino acids)
Biological process (GO): regulation of DNA-templated transcription
Cellular component (GO): nucleus
Molecular function (GO): protein binding
Source: RefSeq, a predicted model, not a curated record